UUUUACACCACUGACACGAAACCAUGGCGUCGAAUAUAAUUGUGGAACAACAGUUUUCCCACAAGUUAACCGUGACAAUCGUUCGAGCUGAGAGCGUCACUAAGGGAGCACUUGGGGACUUGUUGGACACACCAGACCCAUAUGUAGAGCUUUUCAUCCCGACAGCGCCAGAAAGCAGGAAGAAGACGAAACACAUAGACAACAACAUCAAUCCAAAAUGGGAUGAGACCUUUCAUUUCAUAUUAGACCCCAACCUGCAGAACGUCCUUGAGAUUACAUUAAUGGAUGCCAAUUAUGUGAUGGAUGAAACCCUCGGGACUGCUUCUUUUGACAUCUCCAACCUCAAAGUGGGCCACAGGCACAAGGAGACCUUUCUCAUUGGCAAAGCAACCAAGGUCUACUUAGAGCUGUUCCUGGAGAUAUGCACCAAGUUGGAUCUACGGUUCAGCCUGGCCCUGUGUGACAAUGAGAAACAGUUCCGACAGACGCGCAGAGAAAGGGUGAUGCUGGGCAUCAAGAAGCUACUCGACAUGGAGAAGCCCCGAUUCCUUCCCAGCUCACCGGAAGAGGUACCAGUCAUUGCUAUCUCGGGUUCAGGAGGUGGCUUUCGUGCCAUGGUUGGCUAUUCUGGUGUGAUGAAGGCCCUGUUUGAGUCUGGAGUUCUAGAUUGUGCCACCUAUAUUGCUGGUCUCUCCGGAUCCACCUGGUACAUGUCCACACUCUACUCGCACCCUGAGUUUCCAAACAAGGGGCCAAAAGAGAUAAACGAGGAACUAAUGAACAGAGUCCGCAGUAAUCCAUUGAGGCUUUUGCUGCCGCAACACGUAACCAACUACAUCCAAGCCUUGUGGACCAAGAAAGCCUCUGGACAGCCAGUUACUUUCACCGAUAUCUUUGGUAUGCUCAUCGGGGAAACACUCAUACCCGCGAGGAUGGACAUCAAGUUAAGUGACAUUCAGGAAAAAAUAAACCAGGCACAAAGUCCUCUUCCUCUUUUCACUUGUCUGCAUGUCAAGCCAGAUGUUUCUGAGCUCAUGUUUGCAGACUGGGUGGAGUUCAGCCCUUAUGAAAUUGGAAUGGCGAAGUAUGGCACCUUCAUGACACCUGACUUGUUUGGAAGCAAGUUCUUUAUGGGAACAGUUGUCAAGAAAUGUGAAGAAAACCCUCUUCACUUUCUAAUGGGUGUGUGGGGCAGCGCCUUCUCCAUUCUUUUCAACAGGGUGAUUGGGGUCAAAGACACAGCUGGAGGCUCCACCAUGGAGGAGGAGUUAGAACAGAUUAAACCACAGCACAUCGUUGGAGAAGACAGCAUGGACAACGAGGAUGAACCCCAGAAAGGUGGCUCCGAGAAUCAAGAGGCAGAGGAGGAGUAUCAUCGCACCGCUCAGGCCAGCUGGGUUCAAAGGAUGUUCACGUCGCUCUUCAGUGACUCGGCCUUGUUCAACACCAGAGAGGGUCGCGCUGGCAAGGUGCAUAACUUCAUGUUGGGUCUGAACCUGAAUACCAGCAUCCCUUUCUCUCCGAUUAGUGGGUUCGUCUGCAAUGCACCUACACCAGAGGAAGAGGUGGACGCUGUCACAGACCCGGAUGAGUUUGAUCGUAUCUAUGAGCCUCUGGAUGUGAAAAGUAAGAAGAUCCAUGUGGUGGACAGCGGACUGACCUACAAUCUUCCCUACCCUCUCAUCCUGCGGCCCCAACGUGGUGUCGACCUCAUCAUUUCCUUUGAUUUCUCUGCACGACCUAGUGACUCCAGCCCGCCGUUUAAGGAGCUCCUGUUGGCUGAAAAGUGGGCUCGAAUGAACAAGCUUCCAUUCCCGAAAAUCGAUCCAAAAGUCUUCGACCGAGAAGGCCUCAAGGAAUGCUACGUGUUCAAACCCAAAAAAGGCGAAAAGCACUGCCCAACUGUCAUCCACUUUGUCCUGGUGAAUAUCAACUUCAGGAAGUUCAAAGCACCUGGAGUUCCAAGAGAGACUGAGAAGGAGAAGGAGUUUGCAGACUUUGACAUCUUUGAUGACCCCGAGUCGCCAUUUUCCACAUUCAACUUUCAAUACUCCAACGAGGCCUACACACGACUUCACGACCUCAUGGAGUUCAACACGCUCAACAACUUGGAGGUGAUUAAAGACGCCAUCAAAGAGCGCAUCGUUUCUCGGAAGGAGAAUCCUUCGAACGUUAUGUUGCCCUUAUCCCUCGGUGCGAUUCCCAAGAAGAGGCUUCUCAAAAGGAAUCUUCAUGGCAAACCCUGGAAUCACAGUGGAAACAAUGACCAAUAGCCUGCUGCAAGAAGGAGACUUUGCAUUGACCUUUUGAUCUCCUUUAGAGUAUGGCAUUUUCUUUUUGGAAAAUGAGAAUUAUUUUUCAUGUUGUGUUAUGAUGUUGAUGCUGAAUUGGACCUGGAAGGUAUAGAACUAUGACGUUUACUGGUCAGAAACACACUGACAUUUUUCACUUGGCUUCAGUUGCACAAAAAACUGUUCCUAAAUCAGGAACAGCUGAUGUUUGGUUGCCCCCUGGCUGGGACUGAAUGUCAACCCUUUCAUUCUGUUUGAGCAGUAAGGCAUCCUAUUUUUUUCUGUGCUUUUUAAGAAACAACUAAGUCACAUCUGCAUCUAACCAUCCAUUUUCGAAUCUGCUUUUCCUCCCGAGGGUCGCGGUGUACUGGAGCCUAUCCCAGCCGUCUUGGGGCAUUAGGCGGGGGACACCCUGAACCGGUUGCCAGCCAAUCGCAUGGCACACACAGACGAACAGCCAUUCGCGCUCACACUCACACCUAGGGACAGUUAGGGUAUUCCAUUAACCUGCAUGCUGUUUUUGGAAUGUGGGAGGAAAACGGUGUACCCGGAGAAAACCCAUGCAGGGACCGGGAGAACAUGCAAACUCCACAUAGGAAGGCCAGAAUCGAACUGUGCACCUCCAGACUGUGAGGCUAACGUACUAACCAAUCGACCACCGUGUCACCCAAGUCACAUAGAGUUUUAUUUUAUUUUUUUUAAAUCUCACUGCCUUCUUAUCUUUGAACUGAUAACGCGCUUACUUGAGUAAAGUACUUUUGCAUCACAUCGACAAUAUAUGAUAUCAAAUUUGACUCUUGAAUGCACUGUCAGAACCUUGCGUGUACUGUACUUGUUUGCUGGUUGAACUUCCUUUCAUCUUCAUCAUACCAUAACAAUACCAAACAUUUUUUUUUUAAUUUGCAGCCGAAUGACUGGUCUAAACAUGUAACCCUGACUGAAAUCAUGCGAGCGAAGCUUGCAACCAUUUGUUUGAUGGUAAUUUUUAAACACACCGAGUGCUACCCCUCAAACAUUUCAAUGUUGUUUACUCACCGACAGGGAGGGAGCGGGGAGUGUCUCGUAUUUAAGCGUCUAUUAUGCAAAAACAACAACCGAUACCAUAGAAACGGUCUCGCUGAUUCGCUCUACAUUAGGAUCAAAGGUGUGUUUAUGAACCUGACUGUGUUGUUUCAGGCUACUGUUUCAAAUCAGCCCUGUUUGUCUUCCGAGGAACAUUUUCUCAACGUGAUUUGCUUUGGCGCUCCUCAAAGUGAAACUCGGGUUAGCUGAAGGGAAGGCGAGGUGGCAUCAUGAAACAGUAGCUCUCAUUCAUUGAAAUUUUACACACCUAUACCUCCAGCAGUGGAAGCCCGGAAUCUGAUACAUGACACGUCCACCUUCAGGGGACUCAGAGGUUGCGCACACAUCCCAGUGGAAUUUUACACUGAAAUGCUUCUGACCACUGUCACGCUGCUUUGGAAGAUAUCCAGGAAACAAAACAACGACAAACAUUUUACAGUGUUAUUAGUUAAGGGGUCACUUAAUGUGCUGUUUUGAAAUUGUUUGCUCUAGUUACAUUUUGGUCUUAAAUCCUCCAUGGCAAAUGGAGAUGAGUGUCUUACACUGUUUAGUGAAAAGUGGAUAUUCCGGAGGUUUUGGUGAAAGUGCUUUAUUUUUUUUUUAUUUUACUUUCCUGUUUCAGAAUUCAGUCGAAGCUGUUUAUAUAAAUUAUUUUUUACAUAUUGUACACAAAAUGACAAUCACUAGGUCAAAUUAUGAUUUACAUUUUUAAAACAAAAAGUUUUGAGGUCUUCUCUUUGUAUUGGAGUGUAAGGUGUAUGAAAUCACAUUCACUGUGGUAUGGCCAGUGAGUGGAGUGACAACUAUAGGUAACGCAGUCAAACAAAAUAGGUAUCAGGAAAAAUUGUACUGGUUGCCUUAGAAAUAUCUUUACUGCGAUUGCGUAUCAACAUGUCUUCAGCUGUAAUAAUUGAAACAGCUUAUGCAUUUUUGAAAAUUUGUGACCCAAUAAACAGGGGUAAAAAAAAGUUCACUCUGUUCUCUCUGAGCAUUUACUGUAUGUACAUUGUCAAGAAUCCAGUAAAAUGUAUUGCAUUAAUUAGCAUAACAGUGGUUACUAAAUCUGGAGUUUAUAUUCAUGUUUUAUUGAUUAUUCACUAAUUGCAUUACUAAAAUAAAAUGUUAUAUAUUUUACAACCACA
Molecule: messenger RNA, 4495 nt
Organism: Hippocampus zosterae (dwarf seahorse)
Lineage: Eukaryota; Metazoa; Chordata; Actinopteri; Syngnathiformes; Syngnathidae
Product: cytosolic phospholipase A2-like
Exons: 18
Coding region: 24-2273 (749 amino acids)
Biological process (GO): glycerophospholipid catabolic process
Cellular component (GO): nucleus; Golgi apparatus; endoplasmic reticulum
Molecular function (GO): calcium-dependent phospholipid binding; calcium ion binding
Source: RefSeq, a predicted model, not a curated record